Molecule: messenger RNA, 1449 nt
Organism: Melampsora larici-populina 98AG31
Lineage: Eukaryota; Fungi; Basidiomycota; Pucciniomycetes; Pucciniales; Melampsoraceae
Exons: 3
Coding region: 1-1449 (482 amino acids)
Source: RefSeq, a predicted model, not a curated record
AUGUCUAUGGAAACAUACCCGGUAAGAUAUAAUCGAGGUCCAGCAUGGUCUGCUCAUCAAGUCACACCGCGUCUUACCCUGUCCCAACCCAGCGAGUCGGCUUAUCGGAGCCCAUUUUCAAUACUACUUCGCCAGUGGAACAGUCUUUUAGUUCUGUCUUGGCCCGAUUCUCAUCCAAUUGCAUCUCCGGCUACCGCAAUGUCUGAGUCUCCAAGCAAUUCGCUCCCCAUCGAGGUGAUUGAGAUCAUUUUAAGCCACCUGUAUCAAGAUUAUGCUACUACCGACUCAGAUCCCAUCAACAGCGCUGACUUAUGCUACCCCAGUUCGGUAUCAAAACUCCACCUCUUGAAUUUGCGCCGCGUCAAUCAAGUUUGGGACGUUGAAGUUACUGCGUACAUGUUUAGAGAACUUGACUUACGAUUACCUAUCAUGGCCGCCAAGCUAAUUAAUUGUAUGAACAUGGGACUCGUGACGCAUGGCCUGUCUUGGUUGCGCCGGUUAAGCAUCUCGCCGGUGUUCUAUUCAGACGGGAGUCAAUUCUCCGUUCAUCAUCACGGUCAGCAAGUUACACCUUCGACGUAUCCUGACGCGGGCUGGGUUAUUCCAAUGGCACAGGUUCAACAGAUUCUAGCGAUGUCCCGCCACCGUAUUACUGAGCUUAAGCUUCGCUUUGUGGGCUCAGUAGGUUUCACAGAAGGAAUGAUAGAAUGUAUGAAGAACUUAACGGGACUCAAAGUAUUGAUACUAUGCGGAAGUCCAAGCCGCCGCGUUCCCAAUGACUCAAUCUCAAUCACUGCUGUUCUCAAUGUAUUGCCUUUGUUAGAAUCGCUCUCAAUCCAGUUUGCGUCGUUGCACAGCUUGCCCGUUGCUCCUGGAUCGCUACCCAAUCUCAAGCACCUUUACUUUGCGGCUGACCAAUUAAACAUCCACGCUCUCGUCAACUUCUGUAUGUCUGAAGGAAAGGGUAUAAGGGUCCUUGAAUAUUGUCCUCCUGAAAACGCCGACGAAGCAGCGGCUGUUGUCGCCACCCUGUCCCAGUCGCUCGAAGCGCUUUCCAUUGAUUGGAUCCCGGCUCAUCUCCCCUACGACAUCAUAUCGUACAGUUUCCCACGCCUCCGCAUUUUACGUUGUACAGUUGCCAAAAUUGUCCUCUCGAGCGUAGCCUGGCUUCACUUCCCGCUAUUUCAAAACGUCGAGAUUCUAAUCACAGACUACGCCAAUUCAAAACAACACUGGGGGGUGAUCUUGACUGGGCUGAGCAACAACGCGCCUGAAGCCAAGGUAGCUCUCAAGGACAUCAUUUUUAUAACGCCAAAGGGCCCUGAAAUCCCCAACCACGAGUUGGUCCAAGCGUGCAUCGCGCAAGGAAUUAGAUGUCACUUUAGAGGUGAGAUGAAUUACGUGGACAUCAUGGCAUCUACCGAUUGGGUGCAGGACCGAUCCGUAUAG